Messenger RNA from Zingiber officinale, 669 nucleotides. RefSeq names its product protein NETWORKED 3A-like. Lineage: Eukaryota; Viridiplantae; Streptophyta; Magnoliopsida; Zingiberales; Zingiberaceae. The coding region runs from base 1 to 669 and encodes 222 amino acids. Gene Ontology annotation, molecular function: actin binding. The transcript has 2 exons. The record is from RefSeq and is a predicted model, not a curated record.
AUGGCGAAGCGGCAGUCCCUUCCAUGGUGGCUCAACGGCUGCAAGCUAGACAAGAAGACGAAGGCGAUCCUAGAACUGAUCGAAGAAGAAGCCGAGUCUUUCCUACAGAGUGCAGAACGGUACGCCAAGAAGAGACCAGAGCUCAUACACAUGAUUGAGGAUUUCCACUUAGCAAACAAAUUGUUGGCUCAGCGAUAUGAUCGACUCAAGUCAGAAAUGAAAAACCAUCACAAUGUGGAUCUUACACUCCCGAUGUCGAGCGGGUGCUACAUAGGUAAGUUAAUUGAGCAUAUCUAUGUAGCACAAGCAUUGGGCACAUACGACGGUGGUGAAUCUGAAGUGUCAGAUGCGGAAGAGGUGAUGGAGAAUGGAGUUGAAGACAGUGAGGCGAUGAAUGGAGAGGUUGAAUGGUUGAAGCUGGAUAACCAGAUGCUAAUGGACGAAGAACCCCAAUCUUGCUCACCAUUGUGUAUGUAUAGUAGUGAAGAAUCUGAAUUGUGUGAAGCAAAAGAAGCAAAUGAUGGAGUUGAUGACGAGGAGGCGGCGGCGGCGGCGAUGAUUAAGGAGAUUGAGAAGUUGAAGAUGGAGAACAAAAUGUUAAAGGCUAAAGCAGAAGCGAGAGAUGAAAGAGAAAAGAGAAGUCAUAAGGCAGCUUUGUUUGUCAAUUAG